Messenger RNA from Mucor mucedo, 642 nucleotides. RefSeq lists its product as uncharacterized. The transcript is spliced from 6 exons. Bases 1 to 642 code for a protein of 213 amino acids. Gene Ontology annotation, cellular component: nucleus. The record is from RefSeq and is a predicted model, not a curated record. NCBI's taxonomy places the organism in Eukaryota, Fungi, Mucoromycota, Mucoromycetes, Mucorales, Mucoraceae. Gene Ontology annotation, biological process: central nervous system development; regulation of transcription by RNA polymerase II. Gene Ontology annotation, molecular function: RNA polymerase II cis-regulatory region sequence-specific DNA binding; DNA-binding transcription factor activity, RNA polymerase II-specific.
AUGAAUAAUAAUAAUUUACCCAGUUUACAUGAACAAUCACCUUAUCGUACACAACAGUAUAGACCUCCAUCUAAUAGUUUACCAGUUCCACAACAAUUAACAUCGGAACAUUAUGGACAAGCGGCAGCGGCAGCAGCAGCAGCAGCAGCAGCAGCAGCACCUCCACCACCAACAACACAAGGAGGAGGCUUACCUUCCAUGUACGAAUCACGUAAAAUUUAUACCUGCAAUGAGCCAGGCUGUACAGAGUAUUUCGACCAACCGGGAACACUACGAAUACAUCAGAGAAAUGUUCAUGGUCGAGGUGGAAGCAGCGGUGGUGGCAGCACAGAAAACGAUCAUAUGAGAUCAUCACAAAACAGACCUUAUGUCUGUCCUUAUGCGGAGUGUGGAAAGUCGUUCACACAGUAUGGCAAUUUAAAGACACAUUCGAGAAAACAUACGGGCGAAAGACCAUACCAUUGUAAUUACGAUGGAUGCGAUAAAGCGUUUACUCAGCUUGGAAAUCUAAAAACGCACGAAAAGAUACAUUGGCCAGUUAAACCUUUCAUGUGUGCAUUCCCUAACUGUGGCAAAGGAUUUACACAGCGAGGAAAUUUAAAGACUCAUCAAACCAAAGUUCAUCAAAUUGAUCCUCAAUAA